GCACAGAGCCAUGUGAGCGGAGCGCUGGAGGCUGCGGUCGGGGAGAUGUUUGCUGUGUCGCUCAAGUGCCGGCUCGGGGUGGUGAGACGGAGGAGCAAAGACGAUGGCCCUUACUCGAAGGGGAGCAAGGACUCUGGUGGGAUGGACGCAGCCCUGGUCUCCAGGAGGCAAAGCAUCCCAGAGGAGUUCAGAGGGGUCACCAUCGUGGAGCUGAUUAAGAAGGAAGGAAGCACCCUUGGGUUAACCAUUUCAGGUGGUACAGACAAAGAUGGAAAGCCAAGAGUCUCCAAUCUGAGGCCAGGAGGACUGGCUGCAAGAAGCGACCAGCUGAACGUCGGGGAUUACAUCAAGUCAGUGAAUGGCAUUAACCUGACCAAGCUGCGGCAUGAUGAGAUCAUAAGCCUGCUGAAAAACGUGGGCGAAAGGGUAGUGCUGGAAGUAGAGUAUGAGCUUCCGCCAGCCGUGCCAGAAAGCAGUGCUGGCAUUAUUCCCAAGACCAUAGAAGUUUCCCUCUACAAGGAAGGCAACAGCUUUGGCUUUGUUCUGAGAGGGGGAGCUCAUGAAGACUGGCACAAGUCCAGACCGCUGGUGCUCACCUACGUGAGGCCGGGUGGCCCAGCAGACAGGGAAGGGUCCCUGAAAAUUGGGGACAGGCUGCUGAGCGUUGAUGGGAUCCCUCUGCACAGCAUGACCCACGCUGACGCCCUCAACAUCCUGCGGCAGUGCAGCCAGGAGGCACUCUUCCAGAUCGAGUAUGAUGUGACCAUCAUGGAAGCUCCACAAGCAUGGACAUACCAGCUCUCCCCUGGGGGAGGUGGCUGCCAGGAGCUGGGCAGCCGUGUGCCACACAGACACCUUCUCCACGAGAGAGCUGGAAGCAAACGCUGA
Lepidothrix coronata (blue-crowned manakin) is the source of this 888-nucleotide messenger RNA. RefSeq names its product glutamate receptor-interacting protein 2-like. Gene Ontology annotation, biological process: neurotransmitter receptor transport, endosome to postsynaptic membrane. Gene Ontology annotation, molecular function: protein binding. NCBI's taxonomy places the organism in Eukaryota, Metazoa, Chordata, Aves, Passeriformes, Pipridae. Bases 46 to 888 code for a protein of 280 amino acids. The record is from RefSeq and is a predicted model, not a curated record. The transcript is spliced from 8 exons.